Messenger RNA from Perognathus longimembris pacificus (Pacific pocket mouse), 3381 nucleotides. It is a transcript of the gene Dmbt1, whose product is annotated as deleted in malignant brain tumors 1. The record is from RefSeq and is a predicted model, not a curated record. The coding region runs from base 1 to 3381 and encodes 1126 amino acids. Gene Ontology annotation, cellular component: membrane. The transcript has 19 exons. NCBI's taxonomy places the organism in Eukaryota, Metazoa, Chordata, Mammalia, Rodentia, Heteromyidae.
AUGGGGCUCUCCACCGUCAUCCUCGCAACAUGUCUUUUAUGGGGUCAAGUUCUCUCAGCAGGUUUGCCCCUGAGGCUGGUGGAUGGCGGUGACCGGUGUCAGGGCCGGGUGGAGGUCCUGUACCAAGGCCACUGGGGCACCGUGUGUGACGACAAAACGGAUUCCUACUUGGCGCUGAGGCUGGUGAACGGGGGAGACCGGUGCCAGGGCCGGGUGGAGGUCCUGUACCAGGGGUCCUGGGGCACCGUGUGUGAUGACGACUGGGACAUCAACGAUGCCAACGUGGUGUGCCGGCAGCUGGGCUGCGGCUAUGCCGUGUCGGCGCCAGGAAGUGCCCGGUUUGGUCAGGGCCCGGGACACAUCGUUUUAGAUGAUGUGGCCUGCUCGGGGCACGAGUCCUACCUGUGGGAUUGUCGCCACCGGGGCUGGCUCUCCCAUAACUGUGGACACAGUGAGGACGCCGGAGUCAUCUGCUCACAUGCUGCUCUGGCCAUGAGGCUGGUGAACGGGAGCAGCCGGUGCCAGGGCCGGGUGGAGGUCCUGUACCAGGGGACCUGGGGCACCGUGUGUGACGACAGCUGGGACAUCAGCGAUGCCAUCGUGGUGUGCCGGCAGCUGGGCUGCGGCUCGGCCUUAGCAGCCCCGGGAAAUGCCGUGUAUGGUCAGGGCUCGGGGCCGAUUGUGCUGGACGACGUGGGCUGUUCCGGAAGCGAAUCCUACCUGUGGAACUGCCCCCACCGAGGCUGGCUCUCUCACAACUGCGGGCACCAUGAGGAUGCGGGCGUUACCUGCACGGGUAGGCCUCCAAGAUCCCUGGUCCCCCCUACUCUGACCCUGGUCCCGCAGCUUCCGGCGGGGGCAGUGUGCUGUGAUCACCGCUUGGGGCUGAGGCUGGUGAACGGGGGAGACCGGUGCCAGGGCCGGGUGGAGGUCCUGUACCAGGGGUCCUGGGGCACCGUGUGUGAUGACAACUGGGACAUCAGCGAUGCCAACGUGGUGUGCCGGCAGCUGGGCUGUGGCUAUGCCGUGUCGGCUCCAGGAAGUGCCUGGUUUGGUCAGGGCUCGGGGCCGAUUGUCUUGGAUGAUGUGGCCUGCUCGGGGCACGAGUCCUACCUGUGGAAUUGUCACCACCAGGGCUGGCUCUCCCAUAACUGUGGACACGGUGAGGACGCUGGAGUCAUCUGCUCAGAAGCGCAGAGGCCAUCGACACCCAUGCCAACUUCGUGGCGUACAACAACUCCGACUCCCGGUUGGUGGGAGCCAACAAUUACAACAGCUAGGACUACAGGCGCGAGCCCUUCACCUCCAAGGUGUGGUGGCUACUUAACCAGUGCCCAAGGGGACUUCUCCAGUCCCUCCUACCCUGCGUAUUACCCCAACAACGCGCUGUGUGUGUGGGAAAUCCAGGUCCGUGAUGGUUAUCGCAUCAACCUGCGCUUCACCGACGUGAGGCUGGAAUUGCACCCAUCCUGUAGUUUUGAUUAUGUUGAAAUCUACAAUGGACCGAUAAGUAGCAAUACUUUGCUAGGAAGGAUCUGCAAUGGCAGCGAGCUGAUAUUCACAUCUUCCGGCAACCGUAUGUCUGUUCGAUUCCGAAGUGACGGCAGCAUCCAAAGGCCUGGCUUCUCUGCCUGGUAUAACUCCUACCCGAGAGAUGCCAGCUUGAGACUGGCCCCAAGCAACUCCACGCUCCGCAACUCCAGUAGGUGCGCUGGGCGUGUGGAAGUCUACCAUAGCGGCGUGUGGGGCACCGUGUGCGAUGACGCCUGGUCCAUGCAGGAUGCAGAGGUGGUGUGCAGGCAGCUCGGGUGUGGACGUGCCGUAUCGGCCCCGCACAAUGCCUAUUUUGGCCCUGGCUCUGGCCCCAUCACUCUGGAUGAUGUGCAAUGCUUGGGGACAGAAUCCACUCUGUGGCAGUGCCGGAGCCAAAACUGGUUCUCUCAUAACUGUGGCCACCACGAAGAUGCCAGCGUCAUCUGCUUAGACCCCGGUUACGAAACAACUACGCAAAAUUAUUCCUGCGGAGGCUUCUUGUCCCAGCCCUCGGGGUCCCUUUCCAGCCCGUUCUACCCCGGGAACUAUCCAAACAAUGCCAGAUGCGUGUGGGAUAUCGAGGUCCCAAGCAACUACCUCGUGACUGUCACCUUCAGAGACGUGCAGCUUGAACGAGGCUGCAACUACGAUUACAUUGAGGUUUUCGAUGGCCCCUAUCACAGUUCCCCUCUCAUUGCUCGGGUCUGUGACGGGGCUCUGAGGACGUUCACCUCGUCAUCCAACUUCAUGUCGAUUCGCUUUGUCACGGAUGGCAGUGUCACAGGCAGAGGGUUCCGGGCUGACUUCCACUCCAUCAGAUCCAAUGACACUACCAGUCUGUCUUGUCUGCCGGAUUACAUGCAAGCCAGUGUGAGCAGGAGUUACCUCCAGUCUCUGGGCUACUUAGCCAGGGAGCUUGUCAUUCCCUGGUGGAAUGAGAGCUACCAAUGCCAGCCCCAGAUAACAUCAACCCAAGUGAUAUUCACAAUUCCCUACUCAGGCUGUGGCACCUCGAAGCAGGUUAACAAUGACACCAUCAGCUAUUCCAACCUCCUCCGAGCGGCUGUGACCAAUGGAAUCAUCAAAAGGAGAAAGGACCUCAACAUCCAUAUCAGCUGCAAAAUGCUCAGGAACACCUGGGUGAACACCGUGUACAUUACGAACGACACGAUCAACAUCAAGGAAGUCCAGUACGGCGAUUAUAACGUGAACAUUUCCUUCUAUUCGUCCUCCUCCUUCUCACGUCCUGUGACCAGCAGCCCAUACGUUGUGGACCUGGAUCAGAAUUUAUACCUUCAGGCUGAAAUUAUCCACUCGGACGCCUCCCUGGCCUUGUUUGUGGACACCUGUGUGGCUUCGCCGUACGCCAAUGACUUCACGUCUCUGACUUACGAUCUCAUCCGGAGCGGGUGUGUACGGGAUGAAACCUACCAAACCUACUACGCGUCCUCACCCCGUGUCGCCCGCUUCAAAUUCAACUCUUUCCACUUCCUGAACCGUUUCCCUUCAGUGUACCUGCAGUGUAAACUGGUGGUGUGCAGAGCAUAUGAUUACUCUUCCCGGUGCUACCGAGGCUGCGUAGUGAGAUCCAAGAGGGAUGUGAGCUCCUACCAAGAAAAGGUGGACGUCGUCCUGGGACCCAUCCAGUUGCAGGGUCCCCAUGAAAAGAAGUCCUCCUCCAACCUGGCAGUGGCAGACACAGCGAAACCAGGCGGCUUGCAGGGGAGCCCCCAGAGCGCGGCCACCUCGGCGGGGGUGUUCCUGGCUGUGGUCCUAGCUGUGGCAGCCUUCAUUCUGGGAAGGAGGACACACACCACAAGCCGCUGUCCUCCAAGCACCAAGCUGUAA